UUUUUUUUGGUUUCGACAUUACUCUUUAAAAGGGGUGUUUUCUUCCUUUUAUUCUUGUUUCUUAUUAUUGUUAAGAAAACUACUUUUAUAAAAUAUAUUGUUUUCUUUAUAUUCAAUUUUUUUAUUUUUUUUUUUGUAUAUCCAACUCAUGUCCACCAACUCGAUCAAGAUCUUCACGGGUAAUGCUCACCCAGAAUUAGCAAAGAUGGUAGCUCGACAUAUUGGUAUUGACCUUGCCAUGGCAACAGUGAAAAAAUUCUCGAAUCAAGAAACAUCGGUAGCGAUUGGAGAGUCAGUUAGGGAUGAAGACGUGUUUAUCAUACAGUCCGGCUGUGGGGAAAUCAACGACCAUUUGAUGGAACUUCUUAUCAUGAUCAAUGCCUGUAAAGCCGCCUCUGCACGCCGCAUUACCGCAGUCAUCCCAUGCUUUUUUUAUGCUCGUCAAGAUAAAAAGGACAAAUCGCGUGCUCCCAUUACUGCCAAGUUGACUGCCAAUAUGUUAACUGUCGCUGGUGCUGAUCAUAUCAUUACUAUGGAUUUACAUGCUUCUCAGAUUCAAGGCUUUUUCAAUAUCCCUGUGGAUAAUCUUUAUUGUGAACUUUCUAUGGUCAAGUAUAUUCAAACUAAUAUUCCUGAUUGGAAAAAUGCUAUCAUUGUCUCUCCUGAUGCUGGUGGUGCAAAACGUGCCACUUCCAUUGCCGAUAGGUUAAACUUGGAUUUUGCUUUGAUUCAUAAAGAACGAAAAAAAGCCAAUGAAGUAUCACGAAUGGUAUUGGUGGGUGAUGUACAUGAGAAAAUCGCUAUCUUGGUGGAUGAUAUUGCCGAUACUUGUGGUACACUGGGUUUGGCUGCAAAAACUUUGGUAGAAAAUGGUGCAGAAAAAGUCUAUGGUAUUGCUGUUCAUGGUGUAUUAUCUGGAAAUGCCAUUCAAGUCAUUAACGAAUCCGUCAUUGAAAAAAUGAUUGUUUCCAAUACCAUUCCUCAUGAAGAUAAGAAGGCUCUUUGUCCUAAAUUGGAUACGAUCGAUGUAUCUGGCACUUUGGCUGAAGCUAUUCGAAGAACACAUAAUGGUGAAUCUGUAUCUUACUUAUUUUCUCCUCAUUGUAUGUAGACUUACUCUCAAUGAAAUACUCCUCCACCAUCAUCCAGUCAGCAUAUCAUAUAUAGAAAUCCUUUCUCAAAGUAAGAUGAAUACUUUUGUUCUCUUAUUUGUUAGUUUUUUAUUAUUAUUAUUGUUUUUACUUCUUGUGUUGUCUACCAUAUUAUAUAUUUUUACUUUUAUUUACAUCUAUAUAUAUCAUCUUUGUAUUAUGAAUAAUAAUAAUAAUAAUAAUAAAAUGAC
Halteromyces radiatus is the source of this 1342-nucleotide messenger RNA. RefSeq names its product ribose-phosphate pyrophosphokinase 3. Bases 149 to 1111 code for a protein of 320 amino acids. The record is from RefSeq and is a predicted model, not a curated record. The transcript has 4 exons. Gene Ontology annotation, biological process: ribonucleoside monophosphate biosynthetic process; 5-phosphoribose 1-diphosphate biosynthetic process; purine nucleotide biosynthetic process. Lineage: Eukaryota; Fungi; Mucoromycota; Mucoromycetes; Mucorales; Cunninghamellaceae. Gene Ontology annotation, cellular component: ribose phosphate diphosphokinase complex; cytoplasm. Gene Ontology annotation, molecular function: magnesium ion binding; ribose phosphate diphosphokinase activity.